Molecule: messenger RNA, 4707 nt
Organism: Mesocricetus auratus (golden hamster)
Lineage: Eukaryota; Metazoa; Chordata; Mammalia; Rodentia; Cricetidae
Gene: Ldlr
Product: low density lipoprotein receptor
Exons: 18
Coding region: 204-2771 (855 amino acids)
Molecular function (GO): protein binding; calcium ion binding
Source: RefSeq, a predicted model, not a curated record
GCCUCGCCUGCAAGCUCUGGGAAUGCCUCUGGCUGCGCGUGCAGUCGGCGGUCGGCCGAGCGGAGCGUAGGUUUGCAGCAGGGAAACCGGGGGAGCCGCCACCUCGGGUUUGCAGCCGACACCGUGGGGCCCGUGAUCCUUGGUUUGCUGUGCGGACACAGUGGGGUCUGUGAACCAAGUGGGACGCGACGUAGGCUCUGAGGAUGCGCACCGCGGAUCUAAGGCUGCGCUGGGCCAUCGCCCUGCUCCUGGCUGCUGCUGGGGCUGCAGCAGAAGACACAUGUGGCAGGAAUGAGUUCCAGUGCAGGGACGGGAAAUGCAUCGCCAGCAAGUGGGUCUGUGACGGCAGCCCUGAGUGCCCGGAUGGCUCUGACGAGUCCUCUGAAACUUGCAUGUCUGUCACCUGUCAAUCCAAGGAAUUCAGCUGUGGGGGCCGAGUCAGCCGCUGCAUUCCUAACUCCUGGCGUUGUGACGGGCAGACAGACUGUGAGAACGGCUCAGAUGAGCAAGGCUGUGCCCCCAAGACGUGCUCCCCGGACGAGUUCCGCUGCCGGGAUGGCAAGUGCAUCUCCCAGAAGUUCGUGUGUGACCAGGACCAAGACUGCCUGGAUGGCUCUGACGAGGCCCACUGCCAGGCCGCCACGUGUGGGCCUGCCCAGUUCCGCUGCAACUCCUCUGCCUGCAUCCCCAGCCUGUGGGCCUGUGACGGGGACGAGGACUGUGAGGAUGGCUCGGAUGAGUGGCCACAGAACUGUGGGGGCCGCGACACUGCCUCUGCCUCGAGUAGCAGCCCCUGUUCCUCCCUGGAGUUCCACUGUGGCAGCAGCGAGUGCAUUCACCGCAGCUGGGUCUGUGACGGCAGUGCCGACUGCAAGGACAAGUCGGACGAGGAGCACUGCGUGACGGCCACCUGCCGGCCCGACGAAUUCCAGUGUGCAGAUGGCACCUGCAUCCACGGUAGCCGCCAGUGCGACAGGGAAUAUGACUGCAGGGACUUGAGUGACGAGCUUGGCUGCAUCAAUGUGACACAGUGUGAUGGGCCCAACACGUUCAAGUGCCACAGUGGUGAAUGUAUCGCCUUGGACAAGGUGUGCGACUCCACCAGGGACUGCCGGGACUGGUCGGAUGAGCCCAUCAAGAACUGCAGGACCAACGAGUGCUUGGACAACAAUGGUGGCUGUUCCCACGUCUGCAAGGACCUCAAGAUUGGCUACGAGUGCUUGUGUCCCAGUGGCUUCCAGCUGGUGGACCAGCACAGAUGUGAGGAUAUUGAUGAGUGUCAGGAGCCGGACACCUGCAGCCAGCUCUGUGUGAACCUUGAAGGCAGCUACAAGUGCGAGUGCCGGACGGGAUUCCACAUGGACCCUCACACCAGGGCCUGCAAGGCUGUGGGCUCCGUAGCCUAUCUGCUCUUCACUAAUCGCCACGAGGUAAGGAAGAUGACCCUGGACCGCAGCGAGUACACCAGCCUGAUCCCCAACCUGAAGAAUGUGGUGGCCCUGGACACUGAAGUGGCCAACAACAGAAUCUACUGGUCCGACUUGUCCCAGGGAAAGAUCUACAGCGCCCUGAUGGACCAGGCACCUAGCUUGUCUUAUGACACCAUCAUCAGUGGGGACCUGCAGGCCCCGGACGGGCUGGCCGUAGACUGGAUCCAUGGCAACAUCUACUGGACAGAUUCAGUUCCAGGCAGUGUCUCUGUGGCUGACACCAAGGGUGUACGGAGAAGGACACUGUUCCAAGAGAAAGGCUCCAGACCCAGAGACAUUGUGGUGGACCCUGUGCAUGGCUUCAUGUACUGGACAGAUUGGGGGACACCUGCCAAGAUCAAGAAAGGGGGCCUGAAUGGAGUAGACAUCUACUCACUGGUGACUGAGGACAUCCAGUGGCCAAAUGGCAUCACACUAGAUAUUCCCAGUGGCCGCCUCUAUUGGGUUGAUUCCAAACUCCACUCUAUCUCCAGCAUUGAUGUCAAUGGGGGCAAUCGGAAGACCAUUUUGGAAGACGAGAAGCAGCUGGCUCACCCCUUCUCCUUGGCCAUCUAUGAGGACAAAGUAUUUUGGACGGAUGUCAUAAAUGAAGCCAUUUUCAGUGCCAAUCGCCUCACAGGUUCAGAUGUGAAUUUGGUGGCUGAAAACCUCUUGUCCCCAGAGGACAUUGUCCUGUUCCACAACAUCACACAGCCUAGAGGGGUAAACUGGUGUGAGAGAACAGCCCUCCCCAAUGGUGGCUGCCAGUACCUGUGCCUGCCGGCCCCACAGAUCAACCCCCACUCCCCGAAAUUCACCUGCGCCUGCCCUGAUGGCAUGCUGCUGGCCAAGGACAUGCGGAGCUGCCUAGCAGAAGUUGCACCUGUACUGACCACCCAGGGGACAUCCACCAUCAGACCUGUGAGCACUGCAAGAGCCGUGGGGCCCAAGGAGACUCCGUCAGCUUCCAGCCCUUCCAGGCAGCCUGCUGGCAUCCCGGGAUUCAGCACAGUGGAGUCCGUGACAAUGUCCCACCAAGUCCAGGGCGACAGAAGGACCGAGGAGCAGCCGCAGGGUGUGGGGGUCUUGUCCAUCACCCUCCCCAUCGCUCUGGUCAUCCUCCUUGUCUUUGGGGCCAUCCUGCUGUGGAGGAACUGGCGGCUGAGGAGCAUCAACAGCAUAAACUUUGACAACCCAGUGUACCAGAAGACCACGGAAGACGAACUCCACAUUUGCCGAAGCCAGGACGGCUACUCCUACCCCUCGCGACAGAUGGUCAGCCUGGAGGAUGAUGUGGCAUGAACAGCUGUGAGAAUCUUCUCUUUCCGGGAUCCGUCUCCGCUCUCAGGCAGGAAGGACACUUUUUCCACACCUCCCUGUCCAGGCCUGGUCCUGCCGCCUCUGUGACCACUGUGUUGCUCAAAGCAAGAUAAGAGCCAAGCUGGGCCGGGGACCAAGCUCAGCGGCCUGCCUGCCCCAGACUCUGUUUUAUAUAUUUAUUGUCCGGGGGCAGAAAAGGCUGCUGGCUGGGACUCCCCUCCCCCAUCGUUCUUUCCUUGGAAGCAAAGAGGCGACCCCAGAAGCUUCUUCAUUCUCUUGUCUCCACUCACAGGAAGUGGGAAGGGGCCCAGGUGGGGAGAAGCCUCUGUUCGGAACUUGCAACAGCAGGGGCUUGCGGCAGGGUCUCCGGUGCCACAACCAAUCCCUAAACUCAGGACUCCACGUUUACCUCCACCCGCAAGCCUUAGCCUCCUGACAGUCAGCCUGGGCUCUGCUCCUCGUCAGGCCUUUCGAGCUGCAGAGGCCAGGAAAGUGACUUGUGGCACUUGGUGCAGAGCUUGCCGCAUCUUGGGACCAGCAGCCGCGGUGCCUGGCUCCUGCUCGUGCCUUCGCUAAGCUAACCCUCCUUCCGUUCCUGGAGGCCCAGGCCCGAGCCGCCCUUCCCCCUUCAUGUUUAUGAAGUGCCUGAGACAUCUGAUUGCCUUGCUCAGGGGCCUCGGCCUGUGCUGUCUGAGCCGCCUGCUGCUGCUCGGCUGUGGCCAUCAAGACCUCAGGCCCACGCCCAGUCCCCGUGGGACCGCACUUCCUCUCUCUCUGCACUUUUCCAGUUCUGCGUUGGGCGCCCACGUGUGCUCAGCAUCUUAGGUUGCACUGUCCAGUGGUGUGUUGGGAUGGAGUUUUGGGCCGGAAGUGGCCCCAAAUCACUGACCACAGAAGACAAUGCCCGGGGAGGGAGGAAGACCAGACUGAUCAGGAUCCAAGCAUCCCGAAGCGUCUGCUCUCUUCAGUGCUGGGAUGGAACUCAGAGCCUCUUUUCGGCGUUUUCUUUCUUUCUUUCUUUUUUUUUUUUUUUACUUUAAACCUCUGACUGGUAGUUUCUGAUUACGCACAAAUACUGGAGCAUUUCAGCCGUUCAACUCCUCAGCUAACAGAGACUUCCUGCUCAGCUGGUUUGUGCUACACACCUGUCAUCCCAGCACUGGAGAGGCUGAGGCAGGUGGGUUGUCAGGAACUGGAGGCCAGCCUGGGCUAUACAAUAAGAUACUGCCUCAGAAAGGAAAAAUGGAAGAAAAAGAAAGAAGGAGAUAAAAAAGAAACUUGCAUGAUUUUCAGCCCAUAAUUAGCAAAGUGCAGUGGCGCAUGCAUUUAAUCCCAGCCCUCAGGAGGCAGAGGUAGGCUAAUCUCUGAGUUCCAAGCCAGCCUGGGCUAGAUAGUGCCAGGCCAGCUAGGGAUGCACAGUGAGACUAUGUAUCUGAAAACCAAAAGAAAUCCCAUAACCUAGGUUAUUUGGGAGAACUUGGAAGAAUACUUAGGAAUUGCCACAAAUUUACCACACGGGUAACUCAAGGUGACAGUGGCAGUCUCUCUUGGAUCCCUGCACUUAUGCACCUGAAGGAGGAGGGUGCCUCGCCCGGCCGGACACGACACUUGCAAGGAAGGGAGCUCUGUGCCGAUGGCACCUGGUCUUGUUUUCAGUCCGCGUAUUUGUUCAAGGUUAUCACAUAUAUAAAAAUCUAUUUAUUUUUGAAAACCCUAAUUGCUGCACUUGUUGGUGACAUUUCUCCAGGUUGAUCUGGGGUGACACUCUGGGAUGCUCUGUGUAUGGAGAUUUUUUUAAUGUGCUGUUCUCUGGCCUGUGUAUUGCCUUGAGGGAUAGGAACUGCUUUGAAACCAUUGUUCAGGUGUUUUAAUAGGCUGGAAAUGUCUUACUGUGAUGGAUUAAACUCCUUUUUGAAAA